AUGAUGUAUCAUACAUCACUCAUACAUAUCAUCUUGGAACCGGUCAUUCGUCUGGUGACCGCGAGAGGAGACGGCCGCGAGGUUAUCAUGUCGCCGCUGUUUUAUUUGAUUAGUGUUUUGUUUUUGUCCAGUAUUUGUGGUGCAAAUAGUUGGUCUGUGUUUAAAUCUUCUCUGUACGGAUUAGUAGAAUGUACACACGAUAAAAAUGCAAAUAUGUCAGUCGACGAAGUGCAGAUAUAUCUAUACGAUUUUCAAAACCAGAUGAACUUUACUUUCAAAAUAGAUGCAGCUUUAGAUGGGAUAACGUCUCAAUACAAUUUAGAUGUGUCAAGACGACUAAUACUUUAUGUACCUGGAUUUAAAUCUAAUAUAUACAAACCAAACGAAGAAUUGAUCAGACAAACCUUUAAAGAUGUCAAAAAUAUAUACCUCAUAAUGAUAGACCAUUCCGCAUACACGAAUGGAAAUGGUGGAAAGGUAAAAAGCUACGAAAGAUCUGUAUCAUAUGCUUAUUAUAUAGGAAAGGCCCUAGGACAGUUCCUUGCGGGACUCCAUGAAAAAGGUUACCCUACAAAGAACAUUCAUUGUAUAGGACACAGCCUUGGUGCUCAAAUGUUAGGGUAUGCCGGAGUUAUGUAUUACAAUAAAACAUCUGAAAAAAUACCAAGGAUUACCGGACUCGAUCCAGCCGGUCCGUGCUUCUCAAACGCUUUAAUAGAUGAGCAAAUACGAUCUGGUGUAGCAGAUUAUGUAGAAGUAUACCAUUGUAAUGCUGGAGGUUUAGGAACAACAGCUGUAUUAGCUGAUGCAGAUUUCUUUUUCAAUAGAGGAAGGAAACAGCCUACAUGCCUUCAUUCCGUUUACUUAUCUAUUCCGGGCUAUGGAGAAUAUGAGAGUGCUAAAUGCAGCCAUAAAGCUUGUGUUCGAUUGUGGGCGGCUAGCGUCGGUCAACCUAAUUGGUAUUUGGCAUGGGCGUGUAAUACUUAUGAGAACUUUCAAGCUGGAAGCUGUGCUGGUAACCAAAUGACGUUAGCUGGUUAUUGGAAUCCGGGUAAUGCGACUGGAAUAUUUUACGUUUCGACUUAUGGUUAUGAGGUAUAGCAAUACCAUGUAUUUUGUGUAUUGGUAGCGAAUAAAUUAAAGACUGUUUUUAUAAGUUUACAUUUUGUA
Messenger RNA from Diatraea saccharalis (sugarcane borer), 1170 nucleotides. Lineage: Eukaryota; Metazoa; Arthropoda; Insecta; Lepidoptera; Crambidae. The record is from the annotation of a GenBank genome assembly.